Molecule: messenger RNA, 2146 nt
Organism: Amphimedon queenslandica
Lineage: Eukaryota; Metazoa; Porifera; Demospongiae; Haplosclerida; Niphatidae
Product: heat shock 70 kDa protein 12A-like
Exons: 3
Coding region: 24-2030 (668 amino acids)
Source: RefSeq, a predicted model, not a curated record
UUUGUCUCCAGCUCAAAGCCAUCAUGACUUCUAUGCCUUUUAGAAAUAACAGAAUCACAGCUCGCCAGAUCUGUAUCCUAGGUCGAGAUAGUGGGAAGGAGCCAUUCCUUACAGCAAAACCCGUUUCACAGAAACUGUCCUCUUACAGGACAACUAAUGGAAAUAUUGCAGCAAUAGAUUUCGGCACUACUUCUGUCUCUCUCGCCUACACCACUUAUGGCAGCAAAGAUGUGAACACACUGCCCCUGGACCUGUCAAACAUGGACACCAGGAUCACGAAUUGUAUUCUGCUUGAGAGGAAGCCUGACGGCGGCUACAAGGUGGCUUCAUUCGGCCAUAAUGCACGCAGCGUGUACAGCAAAGUCCGCAAUAGGGAGAGCUAUGUUUAUUUCGAGAGAAUCAAGAUGUUAAUGAAAAGAGAAAAGAAAGUUAUUGAUCGUGAGUCUCCUGUAGAAUCUUUUUCUGGAGCUAAUUUCUAUCUCGUUGAAGUUGUUGCUUUCAUUUUGCGAUACUUGAAGGAUUACUUUCUUGAUCAUCUCCGAAAGACAAAACCUUCUCCAAUCUUGAAGGCAACUGAUUUUGAUUGGGUCAUUACCGUACCUGCUAUAUGGGAUCCUCGAGGAAAAAGAAUGAUGAGAGAAGCUGCUUAUUUGGCCGGGCUCCUAACAAGUGAUCCUGGAAUAUCAACAUUGACUCCUUACGGUGUCUCUCUCCUCCCAUCCCCUCAAGAAACCAAUGCGAAUCAUCUGACGCUGGCCCUUGAGCCGGAAUGUGCUGCACUCUACAGUCAAACCAUCACUGAAGUUGAUGUCGCUAAUGCAGACAAUAAGGAUUUUCCUCAGCCCAAAGGAGCGUACAUGGUCCUUGACAUAGGAGGAGGGACGGUGGAUAUCACGGCUCAGAUCAAACGAGACGAUGGAAGUUUUGAGGUCAUUAACGUGCCGUCGGGAAACGACUGGGGAGGGACCAAAGUCAAUGAACAAUUUUCGAAAUUGUUUCAAGAAAUUGUCAACGAUGAGAAUUUUGAAAAGUUUCUUGGCUCUGGUGAUCACGAGAAGCGACAGAUUGUUCUGAAUGAGCUGUUGUAUAGAGAAUUUGAGCUCCAAAAGGUCACCUUUGGCGACUCAUACGAUAAAUUUGAUCACAAUGAUGAGGUCGGUAUCAUCAUACCACGUAGUAUCGUUGAUUUCUAUGGAUCUGAGGCGAUAGAGAAAGGAGCAAAGAAAUUCUCUGGAAUAGAGUAUGUCGAUGACAGCGAUUGUCUUUACAUUGAGAGUGGUGUCGUUGAGGAGAGGCUGUUUGUUCCAGUUCUGGAGCACAUUGCAAGUUGUGUCAUGAUUGCCAUUGAUAGCACCACUCAGGUGCAUGGAGAUAUUGAUACUUAUUACUUUGUUGGAGGUUUUGGUGGUAGCAAGUAUCUCUACCAGUACCUCUGUGAUGCCAUCACAAAGAAAUAUGGCUCCAUCUCGCACAUGAUAGUACCCAAGAGUCCUAAACUAGCUAUUGCUCAAGGAGCCGUGAUUUGGAGGAGGAGUCCUGAUAAUAUCACCGCUAGAUGUAUUGAUGCCACUUAUGGUAUAGCUCUACAAAUUCCUUUUGACCCAAAGGCUCAUGAUGAUCACUAUAAAGUCUACAAUGAAGAGCAACAGCAGUUUAAAUGUGAUGAUAUCUUUUCUGUGUUUCGCCAGCGAGGGGAUGUUGUUAAAUCAAGUGAAGCAUAUCUCAUAGAAGGAAUAGCUCCAGCUUACCAGAAAAUGACAACCAUGAAGUUUGAUAUCCUGUCUACUUUAGAUAGAGGCGUCCAGUACACAAAAGAUAAAGAAGGAGAAGAAACAGCCACAAAGAUUGGAGAGCUUGUCAUUGAUAUACCUAACAUAGGUGAUCUUCAACGCUCUCAGCGUUUGGUUGAUGUCACUGUUGACUUCAGUGGUACUGAGAUACAUGCUAAAGCAAAGUACAGGGUCACUGGUGAUGAGGUUGAUGUUCUUUGCGAUUUCUUAUCUGUUGCUAAACCAUUUCAAAGAAAUUAAAACUAAAUAUAUCAUUAACUAACUAUAUAGUUAUUUUUGCUGUGUGCAUUUAAAAUUAAUUAUUUUGGAAGUAUAUACUAAAGUUUAAGAAUUCAAAUCACUGUUUCUUUAUUAUA